AUGAUAUGUGAGAAAAGUGACAUUUACCAACAACCUAUUCAAAAGUUGAAACAUGAUGAUAUCGGAUCGAGAAAGUGUGAUUGUCCUUUUAAGGAGAAUGAACUUGUUUUUGACAUGACAUUGAAUAUGGUGCCAUCCAAAAAUAUACUUGAAACGUUGAAAUGGAAAAUACUUCAAAAUGUCUCGAAUAUCAAAAAAAUAUAUGAUGUUCGUGUCGUAAACAUCAAGGCGAUAAGAGGAUCAAAAACUGAAAUAAAACAACUAUUGAAACUUGUCGGUGAUGAUCACUAUGUUUCUAGGUACAUAAUAUGUGAGGAUGGAGUUAUUAUUCGAGAUAGAUUUUGGACUCAUCGUGAUUUCAUUAAGUUAUUCAACAUAUUUCCUAAUAUAUAUGCUUAUAAUUGA
Lathyrus oleraceus (garden pea) is the source of this 405-nucleotide messenger RNA. RefSeq lists its product as uncharacterized. Bases 1 to 405 code for a protein of 134 amino acids. The transcript has 2 exons. The record is from RefSeq and is a predicted model, not a curated record. Lineage: Eukaryota; Viridiplantae; Streptophyta; Magnoliopsida; Fabales; Fabaceae.